Messenger RNA from Mytilus californianus (California mussel), 4173 nucleotides. RefSeq lists its product as uncharacterized. Bases 171 to 2606 code for a protein of 811 amino acids. Lineage: Eukaryota; Metazoa; Mollusca; Bivalvia; Mytilida; Mytilidae. The transcript is spliced from 2 exons. Gene Ontology annotation, molecular function: protein binding. The record is from RefSeq and is a predicted model, not a curated record.
CUGUCACCGUGUCAAAUCCAGACUUCCGGUAUAUCCAAAGACCUUUGAUGCGAUUACCACCUUUGUACUUUUGAUCAUUGACAUAUCAGAACAGAUGGUUUUGUAGCAUUUCUGUAACUUAUCCGUGGAAGUAUUUAUUCAUGGUGAUAGAUUCUUGACGGAACAUCAGUAUGACGAAUGAAUUGAAACAGUUUCAAGAAUGGGUUGAACUCAAUGAUGUUCGAUCGGUUGAUGGGAAGAUAAAUUCAUCAUCGAGGGAUAAAAUGGUAAAAUUACUUAACACACAAUUAAACGGGAAAACAUGCAUAGAUAUAGCUACAGGAAAGAAUGUUGGCCUUGAAAUGUGGAAGUUACUUUUAAAUUGUUUCAACGAAAAAGAAAUUUUCGGUAAAAAUGUAAAAUUAGACUCAUUUGAACAGUUACUGCAGAGUCCUACAACACCGGGAAAUGCUAAUAGCUCAUCUACUCCCUCGCAUCAAAUGCAAAAAGUGGAACAUUUCCUGGAUGAAACAUGUAAGGUUGAAAAUGAAAAUAUCAAACAAUUGAGAUUGCGGUUUCUUUGUGACCUCUGUCGGAUUCAACCAUCCUGGUUUUUUACAAGGUUUUUUACAUCAAACGCAUCAGAAGAUGAUGUUUUAAAGCUAGCAACAAAACUAAUUGAAUCGUACAAGUUUGAUCUUCUUAACAGUAUGGAUAUGACAUACGGGCUAUAUCCAAUGCACUGGGCUGUUAUGACAUCAAAUAUACCACUACUCCGUCUGUUUUUAAAGUUUCGCUGUGAAGUGAAUUGUGAAGAUCUCAUGCUACAAGGUACACCCCUUCAUCAUAUACAAACGAUUAAGGGACACACAAAUAUUCUUGAAAUAGUAAAUAUACUGGUAGAGCAUAGAGCUGGAUUGUAUUUUGAGAGAAAACGUCGAGGAUACACGGCUCUUCAUUCCAUUCUAAUCAACUUGAGCAUAUCCGACGUAAGUUACUUUCUGUUAAACCACAUUCAAGAAAUUGUAACAGAAAGUAUGCCGUAUCCUGCCGUUCAUGGGUUAAUAGUACAUACUGUUACGUCAAUUUCGAAACAUAAAAACGGACUAGAGGCUGAACGAAGUAGAGAAGAAAUUCAAGUUGAAAUUGCUGGAAAAAUAAAAUUCUUACACCAGAGAGGAAUUGACAUACACACGAAGGACAUAAACGGUAUGAAUAUUCUACACUAUGCCUGUUGGUUUAGGUAUACAGUGUUAGUGAAAUAUUUAUUAUCAGCCCCGUUCGUGAAGCGCGAUCGGUUAUUGGUUGGUGACAAAUUUGGAAGAGGAUGUUUGUUUUAUGCUGUGGACUACCCAGCACUAAAAAUAUGGCCUGACGAUGAAGGAUCACUCACUCUUGAGUAUCUACUUAAACAAAAAAUCGAUAGCAACAAGAACGGCUGUUUUCAACUCAAUGUUGUUGAUCUUGGCCAUUUAGAAUUUAUCAUCAUCAAUUUUUUGCGCUUGUUAAAGAAAAACGAGGCAAUGCAACACAUUGAAUUAUUCAGUAGAAAAUUCAGAAACAUCGGAAAACCGGUUGAUCUUAAAAGCAGAAACAGUAAAGAAAUAUUAGGUCAUGUUGAAGGUCUUGUAAACAAGUUGCAUAAUAGUUUGAAUGAAGUUGUCCCUAAAUAUUUAGAUACGGUUACGUUAUCAGGAAGCGUAAGUGAGGACACUAAAAUAAACCCACUAGAUGAAUUCGAUUUUCUUUUCAAACUUAAAGGAAUAAGUCAAGACGUGUCCGCUGGUAAUUUCACUAUUGGGGACGAAGUUUGCUUGAAAUCAAGGACAAAACAUGUAUGUCACAAUCAAACAUUAAAUCAGUAUUUGUAUGCUAACUUUAACAAUAAUGUUUACAAUAUGUUAAAACAAAAAACCUUCUGGGAAAACCUCCCAUUUUAUUGGCGAACAUGUUAUCAUUUAGGAGGUAACCCGCCUGAUGCAUUGGUUGCACCGUUGUGUUUGAAACUGAUCAGAGACAAUCAACCUGAUCUUGAUGUGGACAUAGAUUUAGUACCUAUCAUUGCCUUAGAUGAUUUACCAGCAUCAAUGAAAGAACAGAUUCCUCAUGAAAUAGUUGAUUUCAUAACAAGAAAGGAAUGGAAAUGGGAUGUCAUCCUCCGCGGAAAGUCGGAUAAUGCUCGAUUAUCAUUCUCAUCAAUAGAAAAAUUUAUAUUGAGAAGAUUAAGGUCAGAAAUAAAAGAUGCUUAUACCCUUGCAAAACGUUUACUUAGUCGUGUUGAUAAAACAACAGAAAUCGACCCAGAAAUCAUAACGUCAUACAUGUUCAAAAAUGCACUAUUUCACGAACUUGACCCGACGAAUUCCUAUUAUCUUUUGGACAACGACAAAGAUAUUUGUCUCCAAACUCCAGAGUAUAUCAACAAUGAUCGGAUAUCAUUUGUUGAGUUUUGGACGUUGAAAAUAUUGAAUAGACUCAUACAGCUGUUUUCUACGGGAAAUGACGUGAAGAUUUAUUGUCGUCCAUCAGUAGGUUUUCCUGACUGUCCAUUUUUUGGGGAUGAUGAUAAUGAUAAUCCAUACAUCAAAGUCCUAAACAAAUGUAAAGAUUUUCUAAAUAACCCUUAAAUCGGCAUUCGUGGAUGUGGCAUCUUUAAAAUUGUGUUUAUGACCACAAACGAGUUUUAUAUGACAGCAAGUUAUCAGGAUAUUAAUACACUGUUUUUAUAAAAAAAGAAAUACAGAAAAUGCAAAUGUUAGUUAAAUAAAUAGAUAAUAGGAAACUCAAAACUACACAUAUAGCUUAUCUGCCAUCAAUCAGUAGAGGAAAGUGUCAGUUAGAAAACCGAAACGUUCAAAGAAACAGGUAAACUAAUUCCAUAAUAGGAUGAACAUGGACAACAUGAAAACUAAAUAAUUUUUUUAAAAACCUUAAAAACAUUGAAGAUAAGUGACGAUUGGCUCACCACAGGGUACUGUCUUGAUUAUCACCCCAUAGUUUCGCCGAAUUGAUUGCAACAUUUCUAUAUUGUCAUCAUUGAUUACUUAAUACAAAUGUUUUCUGAGAAAGUAUGUUAAACUUGUGUGCAUACACUUUGGCGAAACAGUUAUACGAGAAUACGGUUGAGUGGCGACUUCUGAUGUAUUGUUGGUAAAAACAGAAGCCAAAACAUACGACAGACGGCAACAUACAUGAAUGAUUAUUCAAAUAAUAUAUAAAGUAAAUGUUCAACCAAUAUCAAUUGAUUUCCUUUAAAUUUGUUAAGGUAUUGACAAGAAACUGUUCGAUUGUUUUAUACAGUAAAUUUCUUUCUUAAAGUAUGAUUUUCAUUCUAAGAAGCCACAUCCGUCUAAAGCAUAUAAAGGUACAGAAGAAUGCCGAAAAAUCUGCACAGAUUGUCGACUAUUUAUUAAUAAAUCAUACAAAUUGAAUUGUAAUAUCUUUUACAUAUGGCAUCCUGACACCAAAUAACACACGUUUUACCAAAAUUGUCUAUACUUUACCAUGUAUCACGCUACGCUUUUCUGGAGUAACUGCUAUCAUUUGUUUUCAUCACUUUUUGUAGAUGGCUUACAUUUUAUGAGGGUGUUUUGCAGAUUUAGGUACCAUCUGUUUGACGUGUUUUACUCAGUUUGAAACGGGUUUUUAUUCGGCAUUAAGGUCUCCUGAAACAAAAAAGAACAAUACGCACCUUGUCUUUGCUUAAAAACUGAGCAAGGAGUUUUUUUGUCUAAAUAAAUGCAUAGUGCUAUAGUUGAGAGUGUUAUCUAUGCUAUAUUCGUUGGGAUUCAGCAAAAUUUGCGCUAUAUUGAUUGGAAUUUACAACCCGAACAGCUAAUGCAUAAAAGCAAUAGUGAACAGUUGCAUUAUGGAUAAUUAUAAUGAACAAUGGCGAUACUAAAUAAUGAAUAAAGAAUACUGGUGAUGAUGAAUACUUGUUAUAAUGAAUAGUUAAUAAUGGAAACAAUUAAUAAUGAUAUGCAUAAUAGAGAAAGCAUAAUGGCCAUAAUGAAUAAUGCAUACUGGUCAAAAUGAAUAAUGCGUACUGAACAAUGAUUUAUGUAUAAUGCAUAAUGGCGUUAAGGAAAAGUGCAUAAUCAACUAUACCGAAUAGUGGCGAUGAUGACUAAUUCAUAAUGAAUAAUGCAUACUUUUAAUAUAAUGCAUAUAUGAAAAAGGUAUAAUGAAAAAUGC